UGGCUGCCGGGCGGCGGCGGCGGGAUUCGCCUAGACUCGUGGGCGCGGGGAGGCGAGAGGCGAGUGGGUACUGCGGCCCACCCGGGAUGGGCCAAGCCCGGCCUGGCGGGGCCGAGCGGGAGCCGAAGGCGGCACGCGGGCCGGGCCUGCGGACCGGGCGGCCCGGGGGCUGAGGUAGUAGAGGUGGGCGCGGAGGAAGGGGCCGGGCGAGGCGGUGGGAGGAGCGGCGAGGGGGCGGAGGCUGGGCGGCGAGAAAGCGGCGCCUGGCCCGAGGCGGCGGCGCCGGAGCAGGCUGAGGCAGCGGCCGGGACGAGCGCCCUGAGGUGGCGGCCGCGGCCCCAUGGGCGGGUGCGUGGGCGCCCAACACGACUCCUCGGGCAGCCUCAACGAGAACUCGGACGGCACUGGAGUUGCUCUAGGUCGUAACCAGCCUUUGAAAAAGGAGAAACCAAAAUGGAAAAGCGAUUAUCCCAUGACAGAUGGACAACUGCGCAGCAAGAGGGAUGAAUUUUGGGACACUGCACCAGCUUUUGAAGGGCGGAAAGAGAUCUGGGAUGCCUUGAAGGCUGCAGCACAUGCUUUUGAAAGCAAUGAUCAUGAACUGGCACAGGCAAUCAUUGAUGGUGCAAACAUAACACUACCACACGGUGCACUGACAGAGUGCUACGAUGAGCUGGGGAACCGAUACCAGCUGCCAGUCUAUUGCUUGGCACCACCAAUCAACAUGAUAGAGGAAAAGAGUGACAUAGAGACUCUGGAUAUCCCUGAGCCACCUCCCAAUUCCGGACAUGAGUCUCAGCUCCGUCUGCGCCUCUCCACAGGCAAAGACCUCAAGCUCGUGGUGCGCAGCACAGACACGGUAUUCCACAUGAAGAGGCGCUUACAUGCUACAGAGGGGGUGGAGCCAGGCAGCCAGCGGUGGUUCUUCUCUGGCAGGCCUCUCACUGAUAAGAUGAAACUGGAGGAGCUGAAGAUCCCAAAGGACUAUGUGGUACAGGUUAUCGUGAGCCAGCCUGUGCAAAACCCAACACCAGUGGAGAACUGAGCUGGGCUUGCCUGCAUCCCAGAUCCCUUGGCUCCUUUUUAUUAUCAUUUCCUACUCUAUGACGUGAAAUUUAUUUUCACUGCUCUGAAUUCCCUAUGAAUGGAUUUAGUUCUGAGGAAUUACCAGUGAAAAAUUCCAUCUGUGAUGGAGACCAACAAAAAUAAUAAAACACACAGAGCCAGCCUCUGGAACUCCUGUAAUUACAAUUUCUAAUUUGAGAGGCAGUUAAGAAAUAGAUAACCAUUUAUUUUAAAACAUUUAUCAACUAUGUAAUGGCUGUAUUUAAAUAAUUUGGAAUGUACACAGACACCAGACCCAUCAAGAACAGCACCAAGCACCUUUUGGAUACAGAAUUUUUAAAAUGUAUAUGUCAAGUUAUAUUUCCAGAACCAUCAAUAAUUAAUAACAGUUACAAAACUUAAACGUUUUUGUUUUUGUUUUAGUGGGACCUAAAAGAGCAGAGGGGAUUGUUUCUCUUCUGGGUUUGUAUUCCUAUUCCACCAGGAAGCAGUGGAGCCUGGGAGUUUGUCAGUGUUGCCUCCCCUCCCCCAAGUCAUGCUCCUAAUUCACAUUCACUCAGUUCUACCAUCCAACACGCUGGCAGCAGACACCCUCUGGAACACCAGACAAUAAUUUGGUAAAUAGUCAGAGUUCUCAUUCUUAGUUGAGAAGUUUUCUUGCCUGCAUAGUGGUUUAAAAUGUCUCUGGUCCCCAGGCUUGAGACUGCUAGCUACCAUGUGAUGCAUUCACUGAUGUAGCCGCUCUGCAUGGCCGUUUCUGGAGCUGACUGACCCCAUCUAUAUUUCUGGGCCAUGUAACAUGGAAAUGGAGUGUGGCUGCUUCCAUUCCAGAAUAAAAGCAAUUCUUUCUUACUCACCUUGCAGGGGGUGGAAGUUAAAUCUUCUCUGCCUGUUCCUGGGAAAACUGUGCCUCUUCUCAGCCUUGGAGAAAACUCCAACUCAAGAUUUUCAAGUGUGAAGGUUUACUGGUGUCACUUAACCGAUAUUGGUGAGAACAAAUGAUGGCACCUGGCGCUAGACCUCAGUACUUUUCACUUCACUCUGAUUCUAGUCAUUGUGGGCAGCAAUGUUCUUCCUGCACCUUCCCACAAAGUGCUGAAUCAACCACCAUAUCUGCACAUGAGGCUGAGGGACUGGAGCACAGUGAGCCAGUCUUACCUCCUGGAGAAGGCUGGAGAAAGCUACCGAGGGUUGUAUUCAAUCUGGAGCCUCUUAAAAGCCGAUUCUGCCAAGCAUGGUGGUGCUUGCAUUUAAUCCCAAACUUGGGAGCAGAAGUAGGCAGAUCUCAGAAUUUGAGACCAAUCUGGAAUACAAAGCUAGUUCUAGACCAGCCAGAGCUGCAUAAUGAAACCCUGUCUUGUGGGGGGCGGGGGGAGGUUGAUUCCAUGAACUAAUGUGACCACACUGUAUCUUUGGAGUCUGAACUGUGUACAGUAGAUGAAAGAGGGCGCUAUGCUGUCUCAGUAGAGAAAUGCCAAACCUUCAACGUCUAUUUGGAUAUAAAACACCAUGAUUUUUGUGACAAAAUGAAACUGCUAAGGAGUUUAAAAUGUAAUGUUUAAAGUGGUGUUAAAUUUCCUAUAGCCUGUUUAAAUAUAUCUAUAAUUGAACUUACGUUUCUGAGAACUUUUAACCAUUUCCCUAAUUCUGUUCAUAAGUUUAAAGUCUGUGACUGCACCUAAUUUAGACUUGAUGGGGGUUGAGUCUAAAUUCAGGAGAAGCACACAUCUUUAACAAUGAGGAAGGUGCUCACAUUCCUGUGUGGAAGCUCCAGGACAUCCGAGUGCAUCGGCCUACCAUCAAGAAGGUUGAUUCAUUUGCCACAUUGAGUAACAGUAUCUCAAAGUCCAUCAACUGGAAAAGAAUGUUUUAAAAAUUAUUUUUCUAAAGGAAAUUUAAUGGUGUCAUCAAUAAUCUAUGUUUGGUAAAGGUCUUGUUUGUUUCUUGAGGGUUGACCUCUCUAAGAGUUUUUUAUUUUAAAGGAACAUAUACUUUGAAUAACGAUCCUCCAGGUGUGUUUAACCUAGGUGAGAAAAAAAACCAUGGUGCUGGUAAUUGUCAAUAGAUUGAUGUAAGAUUGGAUCAAUACUUGAUGUGUAUAAUUUUAGUAUGUAGGGGUUUUGUGCUUUUUUAAAAAAAAAAAAGGUUC
This is a messenger RNA of Chionomys nivalis (European snow vole), 3214 nucleotides long. RefSeq names its product ubiquitin domain containing 2 (gene Ubtd2). Lineage: Eukaryota; Metazoa; Chordata; Mammalia; Rodentia; Cricetidae. The coding region runs from base 341 to 1045 and encodes 234 amino acids. Gene Ontology annotation, molecular function: protein binding. The transcript has 3 exons. The record is from RefSeq and is a predicted model, not a curated record.